This is a messenger RNA of Amorphotheca resinae ATCC 22711, 1116 nucleotides long. RefSeq lists its product as hypothetical. The transcript is spliced from 2 exons. Lineage: Eukaryota; Fungi; Ascomycota; Leotiomycetes; Helotiales; Amorphothecaceae. Gene Ontology annotation, cellular component: UTP-C complex; CURI complex. Gene Ontology annotation, biological process: ribosomal small subunit assembly; rRNA processing. The record is from RefSeq and is a predicted model, not a curated record. Bases 100 to 1035 code for a protein of 311 amino acids.
ACUCAACCAUACCACACCACUAGUAAUGCUCUUCACAACAUCUCAGGAGCUCUCAAUACCCGGAAAAUAAAUCCUCAAGCUCGACAUCGCAUACUCGAGAUGUCGAAGAUCGGCGAUUACACGGUCCUCCCUCUCACCCUCCCUCCCACCACAGCAUACCCCAAGCCCGCGCGACACACGCUGUACCUCCGACCUCACGCCCCGAAAAUCCCCAGCGAGAGCGAUGCUCGGAGUCUGUUCGUCGUCAAUGUCCCUGUGGACUCGACACCCGCGCACUUUCGCGCCGUCUUCACGAAGCUAAUUGGUGCGGGCCGUCUGGAAUCCAUGACUUUCGAGCAUGAGAAGGUCCAGCCCAGCGCACCGAGCCAAGCAGUCGAGGUCGUAAGCACAAAAGGCAAGAAGCGGAAACGGGCGGCGAAUGAGGGCAGUGCGCAGGCUGAUACGGAGCUGCCGCAGCUGUGGGAUCGAGAGCUGCGGAAGAGUGGGAGCUCGGCGGUCGUGGUGCUGGUGGAUCAGAAGAGUGUGGAGAGUGCGCUGAAAGCGGUGCGGAAAUUGCAUAAGUCAUCUGCUGCGGAAGAAGAGAAAUGGCCGGUGUGGGGUGAGGGCGUGGAGGAUAAAGUCCCGGCCCUGGGAAGUAGGCGGUAUUUGACGCAUCAUAAGAUGCGAUACCCGGAUCCGGCUACGCUGCAGGCGAACGUGGAUGCGUUUAUGACGGAGUGGAAUCGGAAGGAGGAAGAGAAGGCGAGGUUGGCGAAGAGGCAGAGGAAUGUGCCGGAUGAGGAUGGCUUCGUUACGGUGACCAGAGGAGGCAGGACUGGGCCUGCGAGGAUGGAGGAAGCGGAGGCUAAGAGACUGGAGAUGGAGGAGAAGGAACGGAAGAAGAAGCAGGAGUUGACGGAGAAACCCUUCUAUAGAUUCCAGUUGAGGGAGAUCAGGAAGCAAGAGCAAGCGCAAUUGAUCCAGCAGUUUGAAGAGGAUAAGAAGAGGUUGAUGGGAAUGAAAGAGAAGAGGGGGAAGUUUAUACCUGAGCGGUGAGGGAACGGAGAGAUCGCCGAAGUCCUCAUCUAGAUUCCAGGUUAUGAGCUGCCUGGUGCAUGGAAGGUUAUUUGACUCCAU